GCAGAAAUUAUCACUCCGAAAAGGAAAAAAAAAAGAAGGAAGAAAGAAACCCACCAGUUCAUUCGUCCGUCCCAUCGAACCACAAACCCUAACCUCCGAAUCGCCGCCUACCGCCGGCGGAGCUCGAAUGAUGGCGAGGGGCCGCCGCGGCCCGGGCGGGCGCGGGAGGUUCACCGGCGGGCCUCGGGGCGAUGAGCGGCAGCCCCGUCACGGCGCGCGCGUAGAUGAGGACCCGUACACCCCGCCCCAGCGGCGGGCGUCGGGCUGGGGCGUGGCGCCUCCGUCGAGGCACCUUUGGGUGGGCGGCCUGGCUCCCGUCGUCUCGGCGUCCGACCUGUCGGAGCUGUUCCUCCGGUGCGGCGACGUCGAGGGCGUCGCCCGCGACCCCGGGCGGAGCUUCGCGUUCGUGAGCUUCAGGCGGGAAGGGGGCGCCGUGGCCGCGGUGCGGGAGCUGCAGGGUGCCCGCCUCGCCGGGGCGCCCGUUAGGAUCGAGUUUUCCAAGGGGCUUGCCACAGGGUUAAAAUCAGUCGAAAGCGAGCAUGUCCAUAAAAUAUGCAGGAACAGCGGAGAGAAGUUCAGUAUCUACUGGGCUAAUGGAGGAUCUCUCUACUGUUCCUCUGUGUAAAGUCCUAUCAAUGUAGAAUUUAUUUAGACAGAGCCAUUGCACACAGGUUUCACUUAAGAGAAAGAAUUCACACCCAGAGUGUCUUUGAAUUAGCAAACCUGUUUCAUGCAAAGGGCAAAAGAUGACAUCUCAAAUGAACAGAGUUGGGAUUAUUAUCAUGUGGCUUCCCUUGUCAUCCCACUUCUACUCAACAACACUGCAAAUUACCUGUUUUGAGAGUGGUGAAUAUCUGUCUCAUGUCAAUAGCUCAGCAAUAUGAUGAGGCAUAGAGUAAUGAACAGAGCUCGAAUCAACAGUUCAUAAAUGAUUAGAUGUGGUUCACCCUUAUUUUUCGAAGAUCCAAUGCACUGGAUACCUUAUUAUAAUAUGAGAUGCAGGGCAUCCUUAUUAUAGAAUCAGAUGCAAUGCAUCUUCGCUUAAAAAAAAAUCUUAUUUUCAUUUAAUGAUAACAUAUGCAGAUGCUUAAUAAAGUGCAUCUCCUGAUGCUGAACAAUCAGAGAAAACUGCAUGCACAUGAAAACUACCAGACGUUUUGACUCUCAUCAAAAGUGAGAAAAUAUGCGGUUGUAUAUGAAUUAUCACACAUCAGAGAGAGCUUGUUGCAAGUGCAAUGUGCCAAUAUCAUUGAUUGACAUGCUAAAUUUCCUGCUACUCAGUAUCCUCUCGUAACACUUGGUACUAUGAAGCACUGCAAAUGAACCGUGCCAGCCACAGAGGUACUGUACAGCAUGGAAGUAAGUUCCAUGGGGCUGAAAUCUUGUUAGCAGGAAAACAUUUCCUGUUUUUACCAGGUUAAAUAUGGAGCGAAUUUAAACUAUAUUGAUGUGACCUCCGCUACACAAUCCAUGCAGGCCUGGCUUAGCUAUCAGGCACACAUUAAAAACUGUUGCUUUAUAUGAACCUACUUCUUAUAACUUACAGCAUGACCAUAUGGUUGCUUUCUGUACAAAUGGGCAACUACCUGUAUGUUGAAUAGUAAUAUAAUGGUUUUAAAUAAUGUCCAAAAGGCUGAAGCAUCAUAUAUUCAUAUAAAAGGGUGUACCCAGUGCUGUAGGCUUCCCGCACUGCUUGGGGUCUGGAGAAGUUGUUUUAAGCACCAAACCUUUCCUGUGCAGAGGCUGGGGCUCGAACCCGGAACCUUCCGGUUACCUGGAAACUUCUUGUUUUAAGCAUCAUAUAUUCAUAUGUUAACAUUUAUUUUCUCUUUUUCCUAUAAAGCCUUAAAUGUAAUUUUUGACUUAUUUGCUACUGCUACUCAUACCAGCUCUCUCUCACACAUAAACAAGAAGUUGCCUUGGAUUACAUGUGUUCUAAAGUAUUGAAAAACAAUGGGGAACCGCAGAAAUCUCUUGAAUUCAGAGGAAAGAUGAUUGGCCUUAAGCAUCAUGUGUGAAAAUACGUUUACAUCUAGUAAUGGAUCCAGCUGUGUUCUACAAAUUAGCUGCAUAAGCAUAGAAUAGUUACCCGUCUGCCCCAUGGUUUCAUUGUAACUAGCUAGUAUGACUUAUUCUCAGUCAAUUUGGAAGUAUAAUUUCAAUAGUUGGGUGACCGGUUGAAGUAAAUGUACAAUGGUCUAUAUAAUAUUUUGAUUAAAAGAAAAUUACCAAAUCCAAAUGGUAGCCUGAUGCCGUGAUUGAUUGCUGAUGGACUGGUGUUGUGGUGUUGCUGAACUGUUUACUUGAUGACAUGGUAAGCCGGUCGGUAAAUUGAGCCUUCUGCAAAUUCAUGCAGGAAUACUUUAUAAAAAUACUCAAAUCCUGCUUAUUUGAUCCAUUUUAAUUCCUUCAUAGUAAUGGGGACAACUAAGGGACCCAAAAACACAACGAAGAAGUAAAAAAUAGGAUUAGCUAUAGUAGUUUAUCCUAAGCAGAGCAACUUUGCUAGAACUUACGAAUAGCCAAGAGUAGAUAUUGUAGGAAACAUGGAGUAAUGAAGCAUCUGAUCUUAUAGCCUUUCCUUUAGUAGUAUGUGCAGCACUUAUGAUACAUUGAUGGAAACUGUUAUGGCAGUUAGACAAUUCCCUAAGUUACUGAUAUGGUUGUAAGGCUACAUAUUGAAGGAAUCUUAAAAAGGGCAAAGAUAAUUGAUCCAUAAUAUUAGCCAAUCACAACUUAUAGAUUUUUUACACCCUAGUUCGAGUCUUCCUAUAUCAAGAAAAUUAAGUAAAAUCAGGUGGAAAAUCGAUACCUUUAACUGGUUGCCAGGGCCUUCAUCCAUACAACAUCACUGUGUACCUUUCUUUCUUUUAAACAACUCAUUAUUUUACCUGACAAAUCCCCUGCUUAUCAGCAUCUAAAAUUAUAAAUGAUAUGACACCUUCCAGAAGUGCUGGUAUAUGCAGGCUUUAACUGUUUAUAACAAGAACUGAUACACAAGCAAGGCUUCCGUAAGGAUAGUUCUGAUUGUGGUACCCCAAAAUUUUUGACAGUGGCAAGCAAGGGCCUGCAAAUGGUUGGGCAUCAAGUAUUAAUGCAGAAAGUUGUUUGGCCUUUGGUUUCCAUCAUGGUGCACCGUGCACCUCUGUUCUCAAGGCGUCGCCUAGGCGUCCAUGCGCCGUCCACCGAUUUGCGCCUUGCUCGCCUAGGCGCCCGCCUUGCUCGCCUAGGCGUCCAGCUGCCCCACCUUGCUAGGCGUCCGCCUUACCGCCUUGAGAACAGAGUGGUGCACUUGCAAUAGGGUUCAUUCUUUUGCUUUGUACUUCUUUGGCAGGUUACAGAAUGCCCUGAAACUGUUUUUAUUAUUUCUCUCAGAUGGUUCACUGUUUUUUUUCAAUCAACCUAAGCAUUUAAAAUUUAUCUUGAAACUUGUGAGUUUGAAUCUAUAGUGUGUCAACAGUGACUUCUAUGACUGGAUCAUUUUGUAUUGAACCUUGACUUGUUUGCCUAUAUUAUCACAGAAGUCCUGCUAGCAGAGAACACAACCCUAUUGGUCCAAGAUGCAAGUUAUUCCUUUUGCUACUGUUUCCCCCUAAUACAAGAUAAUUACAUGGUUUAGUUCAGAAUACAUGUGACGUUAUUGGGUUGGAGCCUUGUUCCUCAUCACAUUUUUAUAGGCUAGCAGCCUGAGGAAUUUUUGUUCUCUGGGUGAACAUCAUUUUCUAGCAGUACUAUGGAGCUAAGAAUUACCUUUGUAGCUAAUGGAGUUGUCUUCUAAAAGUCAUUUGCUACUUUUACCAUGUAUCUCAGGAUCUUUUAUCUUGCUUUUAUACUGUUGCGCACAUCAAGUUGUACCAGGUUACCUGAAGUAUUUGAAUUUACAGGAUAAGGCUUCAGGUAGCUCAGUGGAUGGCAGAUAUACACAGUAUGUUGAUGAGCGAUAUUGUAUUGAACGUGGAAGAAAACGGCAACCAAGUCCUGAAAACACAAUUGAUAAAUCUAAAAGAAAUAGGUCUUCAGAACCUAGUGAGGUGUUAUGGAUAGGUUUUCCUCCUGGAUUAAAGGCAGAUGAGGCACUUCUGUGGGAAGCCUUUUCACCUUUUGGGGAGGUUGUCAGGGUAACAACAUUCCCAGGUCGUACAUACGCAUUUGUUCAGUACACUAGUAUUGCAGCAGCCUGCAGAGCAAAAGAAGCACUUCAGGGAAGGCUUUUCAAUAAUCCUCGAGUAAGCAUAUGCUUUUCACGAAAUGAAGGUGCUGCACCAGAAGAUGGGAAACGAUCAUUUGUUGCUCCAUAUUCCCCCCAACCUACUGCGCGGCCUGUCUUCAGAGACCAAGACUUUGAAGCCUUUCCUAGAGCUAGGCCUUUUGAUAGCCCUCCGAGAGAUCUACGCAUGUCAUCAUCACAUUUUGUCUCAAACAGGUUAUCAAGAGAUUCAGAUGAUGUGGGAUUCCGCAGGGAUAAUUAUUUUCAACAAGAAACUGGAGUAGAGCUUGGCCAUGUUUCUAAUAUCAAGCCUUUUAGGAUACGGGAGCUCGGUCCAGAAAGAAGGAUGCAUGAGGAAUUGUAUGAGCCCCAUAGCAGAAGCCCUACUGCUAGGAGUGAUGCGCCAUGGCACAACAUUCCUUCUGAGAGACAUCGGAAACCCUUACCGUUGGAAGAUUCUUGGGACGUUGAAGACAAUUCAUACCUUAUUUCAAAAAAUCUGAGGGGUGCUGAAGUGCAUGAUACUGAACUUCCUGAAUAUCCUUUCUCUGAAUUUGGUCAAGGAAAAGUUUGCCCUGACUACCCAAGGAGGCCCCAUUAUCAUCUGCCAGAAGAUGAUUUACACUCUAAAACCUAUCCAUUAACUUCUAUGCAUAGUAGACAUCACAUUGAUCCCUUAAAAAAUCUAACUCCACUUGUAGAUAAACAUGAACCAUGGCAUCCUCAAGAGAGUUUUGCUAGGCAUUUAGGAAAAAUGGAUAGGUUGACUCCUGAAUAUCAUGAACCUGCUCUUAAGGACGAAUGGAAAUGGAAUGGUACAUUAGCAAAGGGAGGCACACCAAUCUGCCGAGCUCGAUGCUUCCCUGUUGGGAAGGUCCUUGACUUCAUGCUGCCUGAGUUUCUGGAUUGCACUGCUAGGACAAGUCUUGAUAUGCUUUCUAGGCACUACUAUCAAGCUGCUGGCAGCUGGGUGGUAUUUUUUGUUCCAGAAAAUGAUGCAGACAUGGCAGCUUAUAAUGAUUUCAUGAGUUACCUUGGUGAUAAGCAGCGUGCAGCAGUUUGUAAGCUUGGAGAGAGGAGCACCUUGUUUCUUGUUCCACCUUCAGAUUUCUCUGAGCAAGUACUGAGAGUGCCUGGAAAAGUCAGCAUAUCUGGAGUCAUUCUGAAGUUUCAGCAGUCAAAUCCUGAUUAUAGCUCGCCAAAUCGCAGAUCGUUGGAGAGAAUUUACCCAACUUCUGCAAGUAAUCUGAACACGGAUGUAAGCAGUCACAACGAUCUGAAUGCACUGAGAAGACUAAAUGCACCAGAUAUCAGGACAUUCCCACAGGGUCCAGAUUAUGUCCGCUCAUCAGGUGGAAGCUAUACCCCAGCAACUGCAGAUAUUAUUUUGCCUUACAAGCCAGAGAGUGCUCCAUAUACUGUCCCCCAAUUACCACAUGAACAGCCACCAGCUGACCCCCGCAUGGGUAUAGCUCAAGACCAACAUCAGCAACUCCCAAACAUGUUGCCCUCAGGAUGGUCCAAAUCCAUUAACAUGAAUGAUCCAAAUCCAGGUUCUGGUAACUUCAGUUUUUUGGCCCAGAGUGUAAUCUCCCAUGCUCAAAAUAACAGGACACAAGAGCCAUACACAUUUGCUACUCAAGGAGUACCAAAAGGAGCAGCAUCAGGGUAUGCACCAGAUGCACCAGAUGAAGCAUCCAACAGCAUGUCCUGGCCUUCGAUGCAACCAAACUCACAGGUAACUAGACCUGAUCAACCUACUAUUCCAGUAUCACUGCCACCAGAUCAACUUGCGCAGCUGGCUGCCCUUCUUGCACAACAAAACCAACCUGGAAAUGCUGGUUUGCCUAUGGACAGCUCAAACAAUCAAUCUGGAUUCAUACAGAAUUCCAAUCCUCAUGGACAUGCUACAAUGAUGCCAGUCAACUCUGGCUCCAUCCCUAUCCAGAACUCUCUGCCAUCUGUUCCACCAUCUAUGCCACAGCUACCUGCUCAUGUGCCACCAAUACAAGGCUCACUACCUGCACAUCCAGCCAGUGUUCCUAUACUCUCUAACACCACUUUGUCUAUACCACCCAUGCAUGCUAUGGUGAACCUGGCUCAUUCUUCGAUGCCAAUGAGACCCUUCGUUCCUCCACUUCCUGAAGGUCCUCCACCCUUUCAGCAGAACACAUCCAGUGCUCCCACUGUACAACCUUUAGCUCCUGGUCAGCAGCCUAGCCAGCAACAGUCUACUCAAGAAGACGUUGAUGGAGAUCCUCAAAAGCGUCUUCAAGCAACAUUGCAGUUGGCAGCAACCCUGCUUAAGCAGAUUCAAAAUCAAUCAAACCCUGGUCCCCAGCAAUAGAUGCAAGGUUAUUUGUUAUGUGAACCUGGAAGGAAUCUUAUGGUGGCAAUCCUUUUUGUUCUAAGAAGCCUGAAACUGAUGAUGACAUGCUUUCCAGCAGUUCUAUACCAUCACCUCCUGUGGUGUCAGUGUGUAUAUCCUUGUAAGCUAUUAAGCAUUAGCUGUUAUCUGAACUGCUCCUUGCCUGAUACAAAUGGCCGAGACUAAUGUUAGGAUUUUGUUGUUUCAUUUCUUGGUCAUGUCUUUCUGUAGCAUAUACUGGUUUACAAGGCUCACUAAUUGGUGUUUUGGUUCAAGAGGUUGUGAUGGAAUGGCUUCCAUGAGUAACAUAGUAAUGCAGCUUCAUCGUAUUGAUUCCUGGUCC
Panicum virgatum (switchgrass) is the source of this 6918-nucleotide messenger RNA. Its product is annotated as flowering time control protein FPA-like. The record is from RefSeq and is a predicted model, not a curated record. Gene Ontology annotation, molecular function: RNA binding. Lineage: Eukaryota; Viridiplantae; Streptophyta; Magnoliopsida; Poales; Poaceae. The coding region runs from base 3762 to 6554 and encodes 930 amino acids. The transcript has 5 exons.